This is a messenger RNA of Ceratitis capitata (Mediterranean fruit fly), 1384 nucleotides long. Its product is annotated as E3 ubiquitin-protein ligase RNF181 homolog. Gene Ontology annotation, biological process: protein ubiquitination. Gene Ontology annotation, cellular component: cytoplasm. The coding region runs from base 799 to 1242 and encodes 147 amino acids. The record is from RefSeq and is a predicted model, not a curated record. The transcript has 4 exons. Gene Ontology annotation, molecular function: ubiquitin protein ligase activity. Lineage: Eukaryota; Metazoa; Arthropoda; Insecta; Diptera; Tephritidae.
ACUGGAAACAACCAUAAAAAGUGAUUCGUUCAGAUGUUUGCUGUGUGUUUAUUCAUCAGUUUUUGAAAUAGUUUUUUACGUGCGAAAUUCGGCGAAAUUAAUACAGAAAUAUAUUAAUAUACAACUGGCCAUUGAGGAUUGCGCAUUGCAAAGAAGUUAUUUUAUAUAAAAAUUGAUUGAAUUAAAACGGAAGCAAAAAACUCUGUGUGUGAACGAGAACGAAAAGGGUGAAGAACAAAUUUACCAAUUGUGAAAAAAAGCCAGGUCACGACCACGAAAGACGCGAAUCAUUCUCAGCUAUUCAUCUACGCUUUAUAAGUGUGUUUUGUCUACAUUCAUUUAUAUACGUGUGUGCAUAUAUAAUUUUCUGCUAGUUUUGUGAACGCCGAACUCGUUGCUUUCCGGCAUAAUAAACUUCAAAUAAGAAAAUAAAACAAGAACUUUUUGCACAAUAUAAAUUUUGUGAGGGAAAAACACAUAUACCCAAAUAAAUAUAAAAGUGUAUCAGCUGUGUAAAUGCAUUGCCUACUUUUAUAACCAAUCUCGUAUAUUGAAGAGUAGCUAAAGACGGAAAAUCAAUUUCCAAUUAACCUGAGAUUCCUCUUCAGAACAGCUGCAGCGUUCUAAUUAGAUUUCAAUCGAUUUUGGCGAGCACUGCAAAUUUUAUUGUUUUUGUUAACGUAUUCUCUUGUUGCUGCUGGCAGAUAUUAUUGGAUAUACUUAUAAGCAGAGUGAAACAGAAAAUUGAUCUCAGUCAAAUUAACGGAUCAGUCCAGUCCCAGUUGUUCAAAACGCACAAUGGCCGAUUAUUUCGAGGACAUGGGUCAUGAGCCGACUGGCGCCGAGGGUCCCAAUGAUUUCGCCAAACACUACAAACGUCUACAAGUGUUGGCCAUCAUGAAUGGCAUUGAUAUGGAAAUUGAAGUGCCCGAAGCAUCGAAACGCGCUAUCGCCGCGUUGCCGGAACAUGUGAUUAACGAAGCGGAUGUGACGCAGGAGCUGGAGUGUGCCGUUUGCAAGCAGCCUGCCGAAUUGGAUGAGAAAUACAAGAUUUUACCAUGUAAACAUGAAUUUCACGAGGAGUGUGUGUUGUUGUGGUUGAAAAAGGCCAACUCGUGCCCAAUGUGCCGCUAUGAGUUGGAAACCGAUGAUCCAGUCUAUGAGGAGCUCCGCGAAUUUCGUCAGGACGAGUCUAAUCGUCGUGAACGUCAAAAUUACAUGAUGGAUUCGAUGUUUUCAUAAAAGCAAGAAUUAUUAAAGAAAAAAUAAUAAUAAUAGUUGGAAAAAUAUUGUAGAGCUGGUGGGGGAGUUAAUAUUUACUAGGAAAAUUAUGGUUUUACUUUCUGAGGUUACUUCAAAAUAAAUUGAGAUUAAAUAUUGGAAA